Messenger RNA from Lolium perenne, 1222 nucleotides. The record is from RefSeq and is a predicted model, not a curated record. NCBI's taxonomy places the organism in Eukaryota, Viridiplantae, Streptophyta, Magnoliopsida, Poales, Poaceae.
ACCUGCUCCCCUUCCGCUCCCCUUUUAACCCCUCUCUAGUGCGCCCCAGAAACCCUAGACGCGCCCUUCUCCUCCCUCGCGCCGCCAUCUCUUUUUCCCCUUUGAAUUUUGCUUCUCUGUGAACACCACCGUAUGUAUCCGCCUCAACCUCACCAUGGCGUCGCUGCUCCCGGCCGCCCCUCGACGAGCUGAGGCCAUCUCCAGAACCGCCUCGACAUCCUCGUCAUCCUCCUCCAAGGAAUCAAGCCGGGGCUCUCCCAAUCGUUCCCAAAUUCGCCAAUUCCUUCUCCAGGUCCGGCGAGAAAAUCACCGAUUUCGGCGCUGUCCGUCCUCCUCCGGCCCGGACGUGGCCUGCAACAUGUUCCUGAUGCUCAUCGUCAGGCUUUCCUCCGGCGGUUCCCCGACGCCAAGACCUCCACCAACGAACUCCCCUUGGUCUUCCACUUCGAACGCGCAGACUCCCGCAUCCAGGCGCGCGCUCCGCUGCCAGAUCGAGGAUCGAUCUUCAACAUGGUUGCCACCGUCAAGUCCGGCCUGCACUACUUCAUCUCGUCGCGUGUCUGCUACUGUUCACCAAUCCUCUACCAGCCAACUGAUCCAGUGCUGGGCCUUGGCCCAGGUUUCCUUCCCGGCGUCAGUCCUCUAUCCUGCGCCACCAGCAGCCUAGAUCCGGCCCAGAAAACAGCGCAGCAUUUGCUUCUUCCCGGAUAGGAUCGCGAAGUGGUGUGGUGAGAUACGACAAGUUCUCCGGAUGUCUCUCGGCAAGCUUUAACAGGCAAGCAUUUCCCUUAUACUCCUGCCCAUGUAGAAGUCGCUUAUCUAUUUUAUUUUGCCUUCUCCCUCAUGCUAUCGUUGAGUUGCGUUCUUGUCACGUGUCCCUUCCACUUGUUACUUCAAGCAGCCUAUAUUGCCUCCACCAACCACCUACAGCUAUUGUUUGGUUAUCGGGUCUGCCUUGCGAGUCGUAGUGCAUGCUAGUGUUGUUUAUAUCUCGUUACCGUUAUCGUUAUCUUAUCGGGUUAUCAGUUUGGGAAUCAUGACACAUGGUUUAUGGAUAUAUCUGUUGAGGAUAUCAUGGUUACUUGUUAAUAGUUGUUAGCGGAGGCAUCGGUGGGUCAGCUGAUCGUUUUGUGACGGCCCACUUGUGUUUCCUAAAUAUCUAGGACCCCGAGUUCUUGUUAUCUGUUCCGAGACUGAGCGCUCUAACCACACGUGGGUAUGU